Messenger RNA from Pseudoliparis swirei, 3257 nucleotides. It is a transcript of the gene ikbke, whose product is annotated as inhibitor of nuclear factor kappa B kinase subunit epsilon. The record is from RefSeq and is a predicted model, not a curated record. Gene Ontology annotation, biological process: peptidyl-serine phosphorylation. Gene Ontology annotation, cellular component: cytoplasm. NCBI's taxonomy places the organism in Eukaryota, Metazoa, Chordata, Actinopteri, Perciformes, Liparidae. Gene Ontology annotation, molecular function: protein serine/threonine kinase activity; ATP binding. The transcript is spliced from 21 exons. The coding region runs from base 50 to 2215 and encodes 721 amino acids.
CCGGAGUCAGGAAGCGAACACACCGAUUCAACGUUAACUGCAGUUUAGUAUGACGGGGAUGACGGCCAGUACAACAAACUACCUGUGGUCUUUACAAGACGUCCUCGGUCAAGGGGCGACGGCCAGUGUCUACAAGGCACGCAACAAGAGGUUGGGUGAGCUGGUCGCUGUCAAAGUGUUCAACGCAGUGAGCUACAACCGCCCCCAUGAGGUCCAGAUGAGAGAGUUUGAGAUGCUGAGGAAGCUCAACCACGGCAAUAUUGUCAGGCUGUAUGCCGUGGAAGAGCUGCCCUCCAAACAGAAGGUGCUGGUGAUGGAGUAUUGUUCAGGAGGAAGUCUACUUAGCCUACUUGAGGAGUCACAAAACGCCUUUGGCUUGCCGGAAACAGAAUUCCUCACAGUUUUGCAGUGUGUUGUGCAGGGGAUGAACCACCUGCGAGAAAAGGGAGUGGUACACCGGGACAUUAAGCCAGGCAACAUUAUGCGUACGGUUGGGGAGGACGGCAAGUCUGUUUAUAAGCUGACAGAUUUUGGAGCAGCAAGAGAGCUGGAAGAUGAUGAGAAGUUUAUGUCUAUCUACGGAACAGAAGAGUAUCUGCAUCCAGACAUGUAUGAACGUGCUGUGCUACGUAAGCCUCAUCAGAAAUCCUAUGGAGUGAGUGUAGACCUGUGGAGUAUUGGUGUGACAUUUUACCAUGCUGCCACUGGGAGUCUUCCCUUUGCACCAUAUGGAGGACCCCGCAGGAACAAGCCCACCAUGUACAAAAUAACUACAGAGAAGCCUAUGGGGGCAAUAUCUGGAAUACAGCGAGUUGAGGGCGGGCCUAUAGAGUGGAGCUACCACCUACCUCAUAGCUGCCAACUCUCACAAGGUCUGAUGGUGCAACUGGUUCCAAUACUAGCGGGUAUACUGGAGGCUGACCAGGAGAGGUGUUGGGGUUUUGACCAGUUCUUCACAGCCACCACAGACAUACUGCAGCGGCAGCCAGUUCACCUCUUCUCUCUGCAACAGGCCAUGGCGCAUUGCAUCUACAUACACCACCACAACACGGUGUCAAUGUUCUUUGAGGAGGUGGCGUCUCAGAUUGGAAUAGCAGUUACGCUGCAACAUCUGCUGUACCUUGGUACAGCACUCCCUCUGGAGGGCAACAUGAAGGUGGUAAACCUCCCACGUACUUCACAUGACAAGCCCUUCAUUCUGCUCAGCGACGGGCCUGAAGCAAGUACCAGCCUGCCCUUCAGAGAACCCGAGACUCCAGUGAUCCCGUCCCGGUUUGAUGUUGUGGCAGACUACAACUUCGCCAAGGUUAUAGUGGGAGUGAUCCACCAGUAUCUGAGAAUAGUACAGUUGCUGCACACAGACCGAGAGCUGCUGCUGCAAGGAUACUACAGCUACAUGAUGAGGUUGCGUAGGGAGUGUGAAGAAGCAAUCCACAGUAUCACAAUGAUCACCAUUAGACUGCAGUCUUGCCUCAGCGUGGAACACAGGACUCACACACUUGGCCAUUAUGAUUCAGAAAACCAAGGUUUAACUGAUGGGAGGCAAAAGCUGCAUCAGGUACGUGAGCACCUGCCUAUAUACGCUGCAGGGAUCCAAGAGUUUCAGAGCCGACUGGACCAUCUGCAGAUCGAACAGGCCAAGCUAGCAGAGACGCUGGCCAAUGACAAGAGCUGUCACAAGAUGGAGGUGCUGCUGCAAAAGAUAACCGCAAUUCAUCAGCAUUAUCGUAAAGACAGAUUAACUGGCAAGUUGGCAUAUAAUGAUGAGCAAAUCCACAAAUUUGAGAAAAUCCACCUGUCGUCCCACAUUAAGAGAGUGAAAUCUCUGCUGAGAGAGGACUGCGUGCAGAGAUACAAAGAGCUUUUGGCCUCAACAAGGAUUUGGAGCAGUGUUUUACUGGAGAUGCAGACCAGACUGCAGGACUUCAGCUCUUUCUCCACAGGCUUGUUGGCAGACCUGGAGAUGAGUAAGCAGCACCAAAAUAAGGCUCUGGACAGAAUCCUGUUCACUCUGCAGUCCAAGCAAAAGGGACAGCAGCCUGAAAUUGCCACGAGGGACAAGGACCAGAUGGUCUCUAGGAUGCACCAUCUGAAGGAGGAAAUGGAGAUUUUGGUGAGGGAACUACAGUGUAACAACAGCAUUAUUGAGAGUCUGGGAACAGUGAGCCCUGCAGCAGCUCUGGAGCCGAACUUGGCCAGACCGUCUACUCUGUGACACAAGUGCUGCAGCUUUGCAUCUUACCUCGAAAACCCCAAAACUCUCUAGUUUUAACUGCCACUCAUGAACAGCUAUGGACCAUGCACUGGGUUUUCUUUCAAGGACCGACUGAAGCCCUGUGCUGUAACGAGAGGAAGCAGCCAAAGACAAAUCAAUAAUGUGUAAACCUCAAUUUAGAGAUAAGAUGCCCACAAUGCAGGAGGAGGAGGAGGGGUGUGGGUGUGUGUUGACUAGCACAGCAGUUCAAUGCAAACCACAUUAAUGCAUUUUAGUGUUAAUGUAUUUCUAACAGGCUGCCACAGGAUGAAGCAAAAUAAAUUCCUCGUCAGCUGCCAGAGUAUUUUUCUUCAGGCUGUAUAAUUUUUUGUUCCGCAGAAGAAGCGCACUGCAAACUCUGGAGAACCUAAAAUUAUUUAUUUAACCAGUCUGACACUAUAUUUCUCUGUCUGUGUAUGUCUCUGUGUGUUUGUUGAAGGCUUAAGAUGCCAGCUGUCUUUUGUCCUAAUGGUUGGUCAUUCAAAUGGUUUCAUGUGACUUUAUCUACAUAUGCUGAAUUUACAAUGAUGUACUUGAGUACAUCAUUGUAAAUCAGCAUAAGUAAAUAAAUUACAUCAUUGUCAGCCUUUCCAAGCACACAGAACUGUAAUUUUGAAGUGACACCUGUAUCUCUUCCUGCUGAUGUUUUAAUGCGAAUGAUGAGUUAUUUCUUUGUAUUUGAACGUGGGUUUCAUUGUAAACAAGAAAAAACAAAGUUAGGUACUCUUGGCACUCACCACGGUGUCUCCUUUUAAUAGAAGUACACAGUCCAGACAGUGCAGCAAAUUCACAGCUAGAAAAAAAUGACAUUAGCCAGUGGCUCAUGCGGUGUGCAAAUUCCAGGAUUUGUUAUUUGUCUAUAAAAGGGUGACACAAAUAUAUGCUUUUAUUAUAAAAUUGUUUUGCCAUAUUCUAAUCUCAUUUUGUCUUGAUGAAUAAUAUCUCCUUGAGGAUGUAAUGCAAGCUGAAAGGUGAAGUAAAAUCUAUUGUAUGUCCUCCUCUA